AUGGCUAAAGGACAAGUACAAGUGCUUAAUGCACUUGAUGUAGCAAAAAUACAAUGGUACCAUUUCAAAGCCAUUGCAAUAUCCGGUAUGGGAUUCUUCACAGAUGCCUAUGACCUAUUCUGCAUCACAACCGUUGCAAGGUUAAUCGGACGCUUAUACUUCACUAAACCUGGCGCGGACAAGCCAGGAAUCUUGCCUAUCCAUCUAUCGGCUGCAGUGAAUGGGAUCGCGCUCUUAGGAUCCCUUUUCGGCCAACUCUUCUUUGGAUGGUUAGGUGACAACAUAGGCAGAAAAAAGGUCUAUGGCAUAACAUUGAUCAUAAUAAUAAUCUCGACUAUUGGCUCAGGAAUCUCGUUUAAUAGCACCCCUAUAGGGGUCAUAACUACCUUGUGCUUUUUUCGGUUUUGGGUUGGGUUUGGCAUUGGAGGGGAAUACCCACUCUCGGCCACAAUCAUGGCUGAGUACGCCAACAAAAAGAGUCGUGGGACAUUUGUAGCCGCGGUUUUUGCAAUGCAGGGGAUGGGUAUUUUAGCAGCUGCACUAGUAGCAAUGUUAUUUGCUGCUAUAUUCGAGAGCAAGUAUAAUCCUCCUCCUUUUAGUGUAGACUCAAAAGCAUCUGUUCCACCGGAAUCUGACUAUAUUUGGCGUGGUGUGCUCAUGUUCGGAGCUGUUCCUGCAGCCCUUACUCUGUAUUGGCGUAUCCAGAUGCCCGAGACUGCUAGGUACACUACAUUAGUUGCGCGGAAUCCUAAACAAGGAGCUAAAGACAUGUCAACUGUCCUUAAUCUUCAUCUCGAUCCAGAGAUAGAAAAAAUCGAGGAAUUAGUUCAUAGUGAGAGGCAUCAAUUCAAGCUAUUCUCAGCUGAAUUUGGUCGAAUGUAUGGAAUCCGUCUCUUGGGUACAACCAGUACAUGGUUCUUAAUCGACAUCGCUUUCUAUAGUCUAAAUCUGUUCCAAAAAGAUGUGUUUUACUCUGUCGGAUGGAUUCCUUUACCUAAGGAUAUGAAUGCUAUAAGGGAAGUUUAUAACAUAGCCAAGUUUCAAGCCUUAGUUUCCCUUUGUGGAACUAUUCCUGGCUACUGGUUUACUGUGGCUUUUAUAGAUAUAAUCGGAAGGUGGUGGAUACAAAUGAUGGGAUUCUUUUGUAUGACGAUAUUCAUGGUCGCGAUUGCCAUUCCUUACGAGUAUUGGAGAACAAUGGAACAUAGAGUUGGAUUCCUUGUUUUGUAUGGACUCAUUUUUUUCUUUGCAAAUUUUGGACCUAAUGCUACCACAUUUGUAAUCCCUGCCGAGAUUUUUCCAUCGAGGUUCCGAUCCACUUGUCAUGGGAUAUCGGCUGCAGCAGGGAAGGCCGGGUCAAUAAUUGGAGCAGUCGUGUUUUUAUAUGCUUCUCAAGAGGAGGAUCCGGCUAAGAGAAAUCCGGGUUAUCCGGGUGGUAUUGGCAAGAAAAAGUCAAUUUUUAUUCUGUGUGUGACUAAUAUUGUUGGUAUGAUGUGUACGUUUCUUGUGCCUGAAACGAAAGGUAAGUCUCUUGAAGAACUUUCCGGAGAAGUUGAUGUCGAAGAUGAAGCUCCAUAUGAACGUAUUGUUGUUCCUUAA
This is a messenger RNA of Amaranthus tricolor (Joseph's coat), 1599 nucleotides long. Its product is annotated as probable inorganic phosphate transporter 1-3. The record is from RefSeq and is a predicted model, not a curated record. The coding region runs from base 1 to 1599 and encodes 532 amino acids. Gene Ontology annotation, biological process: phosphate ion transport; transmembrane transport. Gene Ontology annotation, cellular component: membrane. NCBI's taxonomy places the organism in Eukaryota, Viridiplantae, Streptophyta, Magnoliopsida, Caryophyllales, Amaranthaceae. The transcript has a single exon. Gene Ontology annotation, molecular function: phosphate transmembrane transporter activity.